AAGAGGUGCGCACGCUGGCGCGAGGUUAGUCGCCGUUCGGCAGCGUGUCGCCAACGGUGUUGUUCCACCGCUCCGACCUCCCGCUUCCUCGUCGAGCUUCACUGUCGCAACCGCGUGUCGUUUGGGAAAGGCGCGUGUGCUGACGGACGUUUCUGUUGCAGCCGCCCGACGCCGCACGCCGCACGUCGCAAGCCGCACGCUGCACGCCGCAAGCCCUGCGCCCGCGAUCUCGCUGCUCCCUACGCGAGCCAUGGACCUCAGGAUAGCGCUAUGUCUUCUGCUCUGUGCAACAUACACGGUCGUUGCGGAAGUAGACAUCAUCACAGAACCACGACCAGGUGAAGAGUAUGUCUUAGUUAGCUCUGGACAACAAACACCAAUAAGAAAUUUUGAGACCUCGCAUAAAAUUCCAGAAAAACAUCCCAAUCAUAGACUUACAAAGCCAGAAGAUAGCAAUGAAAAAAUAUUUAAAAAGUUACACAGUGGAAAAGUCAAACAUUCUACAGAAGGUAUCGUUUCUAUAGAAGAAGAUAAAAAAGCGCAAAUUAAAAAAGGUCAAAAACUUAAGGCAUCCGAAUCAAUUGAAAUCGAUGUUCCUGUGUCAAAGUUAGAGGACAUCAAGAUUAAGGAAAAUGUUAGAGAUGUUGAUACAAACCCUGAAUUAGCAGUAGCUUUAGAAGCUAUGUCAGAAUCUGGAAAAUUAAGUAAUGAUGGUGGAACUACGACACAAAAACCUAUUCUAACAACAGCAUCUCCCACAGCGUCCAAAGGUUAUGAAUACAUUCCCAUUAAUUUUGACACCAUUGACGAUAUUAACAGUGGACUCCUCUCAUCAAAUGUGAAACUUGAGACAGCUGGUUCAGAACAAAAACAACACUCACGAAUUCAAGUUAAAAAGGGACCAAAUGGUCAAGACUAUGAAUAUGAGUACAUUUAUUAUUAUUAUGAUGAAGAUGAUGAAAGUAAAAAGGAAGUGAAAGACAAACCCGCAAGCACUGAAGCACCAGUUCUCAAUUCACAUGAUGGACCAGCAAAAGUUGAGAGUGAGAACCAUAUUGCCAAAGACAGUAGAUCAAAAAGCAAAUAUAGCUCAAUCGAUAGAUCAACCACGACCACAACUGCCUCUCCAGAGGUACAAAAUGAAGUAUUGAGCACAUCUGGUAGAGGUCGUUCGCGUGGAAGAAAUAUCACUCCAGCUCCAGUUCAAGAAGAAAUAGUAGAGAGAUUACCGUCAAGCACACGGUUCCCACCUCGGGGUCGUAGUUUUGGCGGUUCAAGCACCACUACUCAUGUACCUGAAGUAACAUCACAAGCCAUUAGACAGCGUGGUAGAUCACAAGUUGAUAGUGUGGCUGAUGAAUCUAUCGGUCAAACCAGAAGUAGGACACGUGCGCAUGUUAGGCGACCAAGCUCGGAACUCGUCGAUCUUGAUAGUUUCAAAACACAUUCGGGUGACAUUCGCAGCCAAUACAAGGAACCGCCAACGAGAUAUUCAUCUGAAAGCAAAACUACUACUGAUGUUUCUGACGUGGAGGCUGUAAAGGAAAUGCAUCGGGAAGGCCACAGUCUCUCAAGCGGUAUCAUUUUCCAAGAAAUAUUAGAUGACGCCAAAUUGCCUUCGGACUACAAACAAACGACGACGUAUGAACAAGACACAACCGAAUAUACAACGAUGACUGCGAUGGAAAAAGUAGCCCUCGAUCUGUACGCCUACUUAGCGGGUGAAAAUUUGAACAACGAAAUAAAUCCCUCAAGCGAUUUGUUGAGUUUUGAUGGAUCCACAACAGUAGACGAUGAUACUUGGACAACCGAAGCUAUGACUACAACAGAAGAGGAAACUACGCCGACGACCACAACUACAACAACAACCACAACCACCACCACGACUACCACUACACCAGCGCCCACAACGACAACAACUGCGGCCCCAACUCGACCAUCGCGAUUCAAGUCCCGCCCUGGAGCCCGAGCUAGAGGCUCGGUGGCUACCAGUGCAGCGACAGAAGCACCUCAAGAAACAUCUACUAGGGCGCGAGGUCGGUUUGGUAAGCCAAAUGGAGUCAGAAAAACUACAGUCGCUAACGCCGAGGCGGAGUCCAGUUCAGCAGCCCCUGCCGAGAAGCCAGCAACACAGCCUAAGGCGUUCGGGCGUAGAGGCGGUCUAUUCGCUGGCCGAACCCGCCCUGUCUCCACGACGAGUGCGCCGGCGCAGGAUGGCAGCAGUGCAGCCAGCGAAUCACCUGCACCUAGAGCUCGUCUACGUCCCGGUUUAAGAAGAACUGCAUCUACUACGACGGUGGCCGCUUCGUCGGCUGAAGUAAGCGAGACGACCGCACCCAGCGCCAGCUCCAACGCAGGAUCUGGUGAAGUUGUUGAAACCACACCAACACCAGGCAGAAGUAUUGGACGUAAACCAGGUGUGAGGCCCAUAUCUCUGAGACCGGGGCCCAGGCUUAACCUUAGGCCCAACCCUCGUCUUAGGCCAGGUGUGGCUACUACAGCGAACACUGAAGCUCCUUCUGAGGCACCCGCUCCCGAGACUUCGGCGCCCGCGGAGUCCCCCGCAGCCGACGAAGAAUCUGAGGCUUCAUCUCCAACCCCAUCUCCCGAAGCGCCUCGAGGAGGAAUCAAGUUACGUAAUAGGCUACAGGUGUCGCCUUCUCCUAAACCUCGCGUUGCCGUUACACCUCCACCACGCAGGCCUAACCCCCUGUUGAAGAGGAAAUUGCCUUCCACUGAGGCCACAACCGAAGCACCAAAGAAGGCAUCAUCAGAGACGACGGAGGAAAGCACGAGUGCUGAGAAAAGCGAGACUGAGACGGAGGCCGCGCCCGCGGAGACCACCCCCGCACCCCCCCUACGCGGUCUGGACGCUCUGAUCGCCAGAAGACGCGCCGCCGGAGUAGGCGCGCGACCUGCGCGACCAGUUCGAGGCGCCAGGCUACCUAAAUAAACAAUAAUAAUUACUGUUUAACAUUAUGACGUGACUUCAAACGAAAUUUCAUUAGAACUCUGUCUAUUCAGCACACUGUUCCCACCCCACAUAAAUUAUGUAACCACUGUUCUCACGAGAAUCGAGAUUUCCCACACUUUAAUCUUUGACGCUGUUUCGAAGCCGUUUAUUUUUUCUUUUAGUCAUGUCAUGAAUUAGUCAAUUCAACGCCCCAAAUGAGUAUAAAAAAUAGAUUAACUGCUCAUCAUACUAUCAGUACUUAUAUUUUUUGAAUAUUUUAAUACAGGUAGAUUAUAUGCAUAUUUAGAUUUUACCUACCCUUUUACUUUUUAAUUUUAGAAGUUUUGACCUUGAUAUUAAAUAGCCUCCUAUCAAGGGGUUUACUCACUAAUUUAAUUAUACGUGUUAUAUGUACAUAUUAGAAUUAAAUGUUAUUACAAGAAUGUACCUAGGGAUCUACUUUGGAUAAUACCCUUUACAGUUUUAUAAUUUUAUAAACCAAAUUCAUUAUUAAUUAAAGGUUUUUUGUAAGUUUUAUCCUGCAAUUGAAGUUACGUAACAAAUAUUGCUAGUAAAAUUAAACGAAUUUCUACAGUGCCUUCAAAAUAUUAUAAAAUUAUAUUAAAACGUGUACUUAUUUGUUUUACGUCUUCAUAAUAGAUGGAAAUUUAUGUAUAAAGUUUUUUCACGUGUAAUUAGGCAAUUAGAAAGCGAAAUUUUGAUUAACUUGUGAUACUAUUAAAUUACACAUACAUUCAUUUUUAUUUAUUAUCAUAAGUGAUGAACAUUGUACUCGGACUAUAAUAAAUCGUUUGCCAUGGCAACAUUCACCGAUAUGUGACAACUACUGAAGCACUGAUAGUUAGUGCCAUCGUGAUAUGUUUUGUAUCUUUUCGUAAGUGUGAUAAUAUACUUAAUAAUAAUAAGAUAAUGUUUA
Zerene cesonia (dogface butterfly) is the source of this 3890-nucleotide messenger RNA. RefSeq names its product mucin-5AC-like. The transcript has 11 exons. Lineage: Eukaryota; Metazoa; Arthropoda; Insecta; Lepidoptera; Pieridae. Bases 251 to 2953 code for a protein of 900 amino acids. The record is from RefSeq and is a predicted model, not a curated record.